CUUGUCUCCGCCGUCUUGUGUCCCGCUUGCUCCCUCUCCUCCUGGCCUGGGAUACCUUGCCGGACAGCUAGCCGUUCACACUCUGCUUGCCCCGCUGCGCUGGCCGCAGCCGAUUUGUGUCAAGCAUUUUCGCCAAAGGUUUAGAGGCCAUCUCAAACCUCGUUGAGGCGAGGUGCAUACACGUGUAGGUCUCGGGCGGACUGGGCGAUCAUUAUUACCCAACCAUCUCCCAAAGAUCCGAACGAGAGAGCGCGCGCCCGCAACGUCGACGACAUCAGCCGCUGCAUGACCUGUCCGAGGAUGUGGUCGCAUAUGUGCUUGCCGAGGGGCCCUGUCUCAUGCUCCAUCCUGACACGCAUGGCGCUCAAUGGCAACGAGGUCGGAGAUGACCACAUCGACCACGCGAUCGCGCGCUUCGCAGUCGCCUUCAAGACGUUCAAGGCGUGCAACUACCAGCGGGUCCAGCACGAGAGCAUCGGGCUGCCGACCAAGACCUUCCACUACACGGGUGCCCACCCCGACGUCGAGGACCACCCGAACUCCGCCAACGAGAUCAGGGUGCCCGUCCUCCAGGCGAACAUCUACAACAAGAAAGCAGCGGCCGUCGCCGCCACUCGCCGUGCCCUGAGGCUCCCUCCGUACUUCGUCGGCGGCCUGGGGCCGCGCGAGCGCUGAUGACAAGAGACGAGCGCCGCUCUCGGCAAGUCGUUCGUUCCUCC
Messenger RNA from Prorocentrum cordatum, 719 nucleotides. Lineage: Eukaryota; Dinophyceae; Prorocentrales; Prorocentraceae. The record is from the annotation of a GenBank genome assembly.